Messenger RNA from Rhagoletis pomonella (apple maggot), 1796 nucleotides. Its product is annotated as protein furry-like. The record is from RefSeq and is a predicted model, not a curated record. Gene Ontology annotation, cellular component: site of polarized growth; cell cortex. Gene Ontology annotation, biological process: cell morphogenesis; neuron projection development. The transcript is spliced from 12 exons. Lineage: Eukaryota; Metazoa; Arthropoda; Insecta; Diptera; Tephritidae. The coding region runs from base 63 to 1562 and encodes 499 amino acids.
CGCUGAAUUUCAUAAGGAAGGACGUGUGGGAAUAAUUUUUUGAUAAUUUUAACUUCGUGUUAAUGUCUGCCAAAUUAGAAGAUGACCACAAAGUUGGCACUUUGGAUACAUUGCUCAGCAGUGCGUAUUGUCGUUCGCAACGUUUUCUCUCCAAGCAAUUGGCUCAGCUUCGCCCUGAACUCUCCAUGUCAAUGUUCUCCGAAAUUACACAUCGCUUCCAGACGGCGAGGGAGGAGGUGCGUGCGCUGUUAAUACAAUGUCUAUUGCCAUGGCUGCACAACAUGGAACUAAUUGCCACAAGUGUUCCUCCAGCAACACCGUUAUCCUACAUUAUGUAUUUCCCCGACUCUGGUACACGUGGACGUAGGGAAGGAACGGGAUCAACGGAGGCCACCGAAAUGAUUUUGAAUAAUCUUUUCUAUAUAACAGCAAAGUUUUCGGAUUCACAUCCCCGUGACGUUGAAGAACUUUGGGGCACACUCUGCCAAUUCUGGCCAAACAACCUCAAGGUCAUCCUACGCUACUUGGUUAUCAUGAGUGGCAUGGCGCCGAAUGAACUUUUACCAUAUGCGAAACGCGUGGCAUUGUAUCUCGCCCGCACUUGCCCCGACCGUCUUUUGGACGAACUAAUGGUAGAACUGCAAACUGUGGAAACGCUUAAUUGCUUAAUUGAACGCACCGAGACACCACCAUUUUAUCGCCUAACAAGCAUGCGGAAAGCUUCCAGCCACUCUGCUGACGGUCAAGCAGUUGGAGGCAUUAAUGACUCACGUAUUCAAGAUUUAAUUGUAGAGAAGGGAACGAUUCACACAAAACGGCACAGUGGCGAAGAUCCUAUCAAAACGGGAACAUGUAAAUCUGAUAGCGGUAUACGCGCCUUCACACAAGCCGCAAAUAAUCGUCCACCACGAGGCGCUGAUAAAAUACGUGCUGCCUCUGGACCAUCGAUAUUACCCCGUCCCGAAGAUAUUUUAAUUAAUGAUGCUGAGCUACGGCAGGAGGAGAACGUAGAGUUGCGAUCCGCAGAUGCUCCUAUGGCACCACAUCCACUGCCCAUGCCGGAGUAUGGUGGAUACUUUGCCCCACUUACUGAAUUUUUACCAGACGCCAGUUUGCCAAUCAGCGGCUUUCACCGCUGCAACGUUGCCGUGAUGUUGUUAACAGACAUUGUUGUCGACGGUAUUCCGGGAAUCGAUUGGACGUUGCAUUUACCAUUGAUGCUGCAUAUUUCAUUUUUAGGUAUAGAUCAUACGCGCGUUAUUGUGCGAGAACAUUGCAAGCAGCUUUGUAUUAAUUUACUGAUCGUUUUGGCUGAGCAUAAUGACCAUCUUACUGUCGCUCGCAUUUUGUUGAACUGCGAAACAAUGAAACUCGACUUGGGGCUAUCGGUGCCAUCCUUGCCGGUAAUAGACAACAUAUUUACAGCUGCUCGAAUGUCUCUGAAAAUGCACCUGCUCAAUAGUCAUUUGGACUUUUUUCCACCGAAUUUGGGAGCUGAGAGCGACGAACAGGGCGAAAGAUUUCACCAGGACAAUGCAACUAUUUAUCAAAAAGCGGUAUGAAGGUUUCUGGGAUCAGACAAUGAUAGGCGACUAUUGUUGGAUGCAACUUCGAGAAGACAGAAUGGAACACAAACGAAGAGGUUUGACAGAAAAAUCAUAUUUUCGACCUGAAGUGUGAAAAUGUUAGAAACCUCGAAUUGCUUGUAUUUACGUUAUGCGUCAUAACUUCUACAUUUUUUCUUCCAUCGAAGCAAUACUUAGCUUAGAUUGUAUGUGAAUUCUCUUCAAAUUUCU